Messenger RNA from Trichomonas vaginalis G3, 1299 nucleotides. Its product is annotated as vacuolar fusion protein CCZ1 homolog-related family. NCBI's taxonomy places the organism in Eukaryota, Parabasalia, Trichomonadida, Trichomonadidae. The transcript has a single exon. Bases 1 to 1299 code for a protein of 432 amino acids. Gene Ontology annotation, biological process: vesicle-mediated transport. The record is from RefSeq and is a predicted model, not a curated record. Gene Ontology annotation, cellular component: Mon1-Ccz1 complex; intracellular membrane-bounded organelle.
AUGGCAGAGAUCGAAAAUCAAUCUUCAAAACUUCAUGCCUUUAUUGUUUUUGAUGCAAUUCCUCCCACAAAGGAAGCGCAAGACCCGACAAUUUAUUGGUUUUAUUCCCAGAAAGAGCAAGCUGAAAACUUUAAAUUGAAUAUAACCGGUCUAUUAAUAACAUUUAUUAAUUUUUGCGAAAAAUGGGGAACAUCAGAACCAUGCGAUUAUAUUGAUACAAAAGAUCAUGAAAUUGGAUUGCUCAAAUUAUGUGGACCAAUUUGGAUGGCAAUUUCUUUAAAUUCACCAAUGACUAACAAGCGAUCAUUAAUGUCAUCUCUUCUUGGCUAUUGCAAAAUGAUGUUUUCUCACUUUUUUGUUCCAAUUCCUGAAGAUGAUUCUAAUUUUGGACAAAAUGAUCUCAAAAAACUCAUCUCCAAAAUACCUGAAGGAUUUAAAUACAUUGUAGAGUCAAUUAAUUGGAAUAGUCUCGAUAUUACUUACCUUUAUGAUUCAUAUCACGCUCAAGCUGUUCAAGUUCAGCUUCCAGAAGGCGAAAAUGACAUCAAUGCAAUAUGUCAAGAUAUUCUCAACCAACAACCGAAGUAUUUUGAUAACAUUAUCAUUUUAUAUUCAAAACAUCGAGUAAUUUAUACAACACUCAAUCCUACCAUUACUAGAGCUAUUUCUUUCGCUAUGAGAAAGAAGUUUAAGUAUAUGUAUUUGCAUAAUCCCAUUUGUCAAAGCGAAUUUUCUUGGCUUCUUGGUUUAUACGCUGAUGCACGUGGAAUGACGUCGAUUUAUCAGCAGCCUAUUUAUUAUGAUGGCAAACCACAUCUGUUCGUUGCAUUCAAAUACCAUAAAUUCAAGAUAAUUCUUACAAUUCCAACAGAUCUCAUUUUAUCUGACCAAACUUAUCUUGAAAUGCCUUCCAGACUCAAGAAACUCAACAAAGCCCUCAAGGUUUGCUAUCCAAAGCCAAUUCCUUUCUCUCCAAUCCCUUACACGCGUGCUCUUAAUGAUGGAAACAAACUUACAUGUCAAAGUGACAAAUUUGCACCGAAGGACCAUCAAUUCGUCCAUCAAGCAUUCAUACACUUACACGAAAUCUCAAAAACUUACUCGCCUACUUCUUCUUCGAUUUUGGUGCCUUCUGAGAACCAUUACUACAUUCUCUGCGUUCACUGUGAGAAUGCGGAAAGUCUCGUAGCAUCGCAGAAGGAAGAUGAAGGUUUGUAUCGAAAUCUGAACACAUGCCAAAUUAUUCAGAGGUUAAGAGAGAAUUCUCAGAAGCAGAGAAGCGUUUGUAACAUUGUUUGA